This is a messenger RNA of Heterotrigona itama, 2260 nucleotides long. The record is from the annotation of a GenBank genome assembly. NCBI's taxonomy places the organism in Eukaryota, Metazoa, Arthropoda, Insecta, Hymenoptera, Apidae.
AUGAACGGCAACGAUAUUUCGAGUUUAUCGUACAAGGAAUUACAAGCCCUAGCCCUUCGAUACCGAGUACCAGGUAACAUAAAGGUAACUGAUUUAUCGUUAAAAGUUUUAACGAGAAACUUUACAUACUUGUUCCUACUACCUUAAUUCUUUUUCCUGAAACGACAAGUAAAUUGAUUUUUGAACGAUCGAUUACGAUUUCUGACCGUAGAAGAAAUUACUGGUUAAAGUGUUGCAAGCCGCGAAAGGCGGAAAUGAAAAUGAAGUUGGCAGGCUAUUGCAAGAUCUUAAGCAGAAUCGUAAGAGGAAAGUGAGAAAAGUCAAAGUCGGAAAACUCGCGUUAACCUCCACACCAUUACAUAGUCCUGAUUACGCUAUGGCCGAUGAUUAUUACUGCCCGCAGCAGCAACCACCUUAUCAGUGGGUGGGGGCAGAAGAAGAGAUCACAAAUAGAGAUGAUGACAACAGAAUCCCUCAUUAUGAAGAGUUUAAACAGUUCUUAAUAAAGAGAAUACAGAGAGAAUUUCAAACAUAUGAUGCAAAUAAUAAUCAGAUACAGGAUUCAACCAUAGUGGACCUAAGAACAGCAACAAUUUCAUCUGAUGUGCAAAAAAGUCCUUUGGAUAUUAGUAACUAUAGUAAGUCUAAUAUAGUUCCUGUUAAUAAUGUAGAUUCAUCUGUAUAUCAACCAAAUGACAAUGUAGAAUAUCAAACAUUAGAAGAUAGCAAUGUGCAAGGACCUAUACUUCUUAAAAAAAUGUUACAAGCACCAGUUGGUGCAAAUUUGGGAGAAAUAGCUAGUCCUGUACUUGGCAGAUUUUUGUCAGUGGAACAAUAUCAGUCUAACAAUUUGUUAGAUAAUUCUGAUACUUUAACUGCUGAAUCAGAUAAUCAAGAUAAUGAGGAAAUUUUGGAAAAUAAUACAGAAUGUUAUGGUCUUCUGAGUGGUAUAAAGGGAGAAUAUUUUUUAAAUGAACCAACUUUUGUUAAAAAUGUUGAAGAAAUUGGUCAACAAAUUUCAAAUGUUUUAACAAAUGAAAAUGUCAAUCAAUAUAAAUAUCCUAACACAAAUAUUGUCAUGCAUCAAGAUUAUGAAAAUUGGACUAUUACUAAUGUUAUGAAUGCCUCAGAUAACAACUGUCCAACAUCAGAUGUCCAAUCAUCAAAAAUAUUUCAGACUAUGUAUUAUGAUAAUAUAGGAUCUGAUACUAUAAACAAACCUAUAAAUAAUGAAAGUUUAACAUGUCAGUAUCGAAUGGCAGACACUGUACAUCAGUACAAUUCCAAUCAAAAUUUAUUAAAUUUGGAUACAUUAGAAGAUAAUCAAUAUUGUGACGCAAACAUUAUUCCUCAGGUGCAAUCUGACUGCAAUAACACAUAUUAUUUACAAAAUUUAAUUAAAUGCAGUACAGAAACUACUGGAGAAUAUUUGCAGUAUAUGCAUUCUUUCUCAAAUGCAAAUACAGAUCAAGAAACAUAUGGAUCUACUGCCCAAACAUUUUCUAACAAUAACUAUAGCUCUAAUCUAUCACAUGAAUACUCUUGUUCACACAAUAAUCAAGGAACCAUUCCAUUAUCUGAAAAUGUGGGGCAACCUAAACAAAAUUGUAACUCCAUAGUGCAAACAGAAUCCAAUGUUUAUAGGGAUAUGUCUAAUAUGUCAGAAAAAUUACAAACAAGUGAAAUACUGGAUCCAUUUUGGCCAAAAAAAAACCCCAAAGUGCCUUCAGAUUCUUUUUUAGAAAAUAUUUUGAAUUUCAUUAAUACUAAACGUAUAGAUUUGUCAAAAUUAGAUCAGACAUCUUGUGUAUAUUGUUACAUAGCCCCUAUUGUUACACAUACACCGGUCUCAUCAAGUGUAACUUGCUCCCAAAAAAAGAAAUUUGUUGCAGAAUAUAGGCAACAUUCCUUUUCUCCGUGUUGGUUACUCUACAAUGAUACUUCGUCCGGAAUGCGAAUGGCUAAUUUACAAACUAAAAUUAGGGAAACUAUAGAUGAAUCCCGGAUACUAUACACACCGAUGUCAAAUAGUAAUUCUGAUAUAAGAGAAUCAGUUGCGGAUGACGCGAAAAGUGAAAUUGUGGAAAGUGAAGAUUCGAUUUCCGAAGUUUGGCCGAAUAAUUACUCAAAUUACGAAAUGACAACCGAAAAGGAUGUAAAUAUAUGUGAAGAUUUAAAGAUUGAAGUUUCAGAUUGUUUAUUUUCAGUGAUAAAUACUGAACCAUUGGAUAGUCAAACAGAUGAUUCUUCUAAAAAUUGA